AUGGCUUCACCUAGGGCUCUUAUGAAGCCAAUGCGCUUUCUUGGAGCGCGGUCAACGCAGAUUCUUUAUAGGCCAUGCAUUCGUGCAAUUGCGACAUCGUCAAAUGCCCAAGCCUCUGUACCAAAUGCAACCAUCGCAUCCCCCGAGUCUCCCAAGAAGCUCAAACCACUCACUCAGGAGCAGCGUGACUACCUCGAUUCUACUCUCCGUGUUAAUCAAGCUGGUGAGCUUGCUGCAGUCCUCAUUUAUGCCGCCCAAUCGCCCAUCCUUGUCCGAUCAAAGCCGCAUCUUCGCAAGCUGAUGGCGCACAUGUACGACCAGGAAGAUGGCCACUUCAAAACUUUCAACAGCCUCAUCCAUAAGCACCGUGUCAGACCUACUGCUAUGUAUCCCUUGUGGUCUGUCAUGGCUACUGGCCUGGGUUGGUCAACCGCCAUGAUGGGUUAUAAAGCUGCCAUGGCCUGCACAGAAGCUGUUGAGACGGAAAUUGGCGGCCACUACAACGAACAGAUCCGGACAUUGUUGGAAAUGAUCACGCAGUGGGAGUCUGAAGGUUACGAGGUCGGUAAGGAAUUGUCGGACCUGGUUAAGACGCUUAGGGUGAUCAGAGACGAAGAGCUCGAGCAUCUCGACCAUGCUGUCAAGCAUGAUGCCCAGAAGGCAGAGCCGCAUUGGCUCCUCACUGGGGUUAUUCGGGCAGGCUGUCGUGGUGCUAUUUGGGUGAGCGAAAAGGUUUGA
This is a messenger RNA of Fusarium sp. VM40, 738 nucleotides long. The record is from the annotation of a GenBank genome assembly. NCBI's taxonomy places the organism in Eukaryota, Fungi, Ascomycota, Sordariomycetes, Hypocreales, Nectriaceae.